This is a messenger RNA of Lepus europaeus (European hare), 8178 nucleotides long. RefSeq names its product nuclear transcription factor, X-box binding 1 (gene NFX1). The transcript has 24 exons. Lineage: Eukaryota; Metazoa; Chordata; Mammalia; Lagomorpha; Leporidae. Gene Ontology annotation, molecular function: DNA-binding transcription factor activity, RNA polymerase II-specific; RNA polymerase II transcription regulatory region sequence-specific DNA binding; zinc ion binding. Gene Ontology annotation, cellular component: nucleus. Gene Ontology annotation, biological process: negative regulation of transcription by RNA polymerase II. The coding region runs from base 71 to 3433 and encodes 1120 amino acids. The record is from RefSeq and is a predicted model, not a curated record.
AGUCCCUGCCACGUGACCGGGUGACAGCGCUCGCCUGGCUGCAGGGCUGGCUUAGGUGCUGCGGCACGGGAUGGCGGAGGCGCCUCCUGUCUCAGGUACUUUUAAAUUCAAUACAGAUGCUGCUGAGUUCAUUCCUCAAGAGAGAAAAAAUUCUGGUCUAAGUUGUGGGACUCAAAGGAGACUAGACUCUAGUAGAAGUGGUAGAAGAAAUUUCAGUUCACCACCUCCCUGUCACCUUGCCAGGCAACUCCCUUAUGAUGAUAUCUCUGCUGUUCAGCACAGUUAUCAUCCUCUAGGAAGCAAACCCAAGAGUCAACAGACUUCUUUCCAGUCCUCUGCUUCUAAUAAAUCGUCCAAGAGCCAUGGCCUUCAGAGUCAACCUUGGCACAAAUUGAGGAGUGAAAAGCACCACAUAAGAGUCAAGAAAGCACAGAAUCUCAUUGAACAGACCUCAGAUGUAAUUAACUUAGAAAGCGUGGCCAGAUUGGAGAGCGGGACAAACCCCAUAGAGCACAGCCCUUCUGAGAGUGAGAAGGAAGUUGUCGGUGCAGAUCCCAGGGGAGCGAAGCCCAAAAAGGCAACACAAUCUUUAUACAGCUAUGGCAAAGGACCAAAAGUCAAGGGCAAAUUGAAAUGUGAAUGGGGCAACAGAAUAACUCCAAAACCUGAGGAGGCUGGAUCUGAAAAUACGAAGCCUGUGGUGAUUUUCCACCUUGACUCUUCGGAUGCAUCGUCUAGAAAAGCAGUACUAGAUGGGUGUGGGGCCAAACGAAAUGAGCAGAGAAGAUACCCACAGAAAAGGCCUCCCUGGGAAGUAGAGGGGGCCAGGCCACGACCAGGCAGGAAUCCACCGAAACAGGACGGCCAGCGACAUACAAGUACAGGGCCCAGAAACAGCAUGGUCUGCGUUCCAAAGGACAGUCUCAGUGAAAGACCAACAAAGUCCGCCUGUGACAGUGGGAAUUUGGCAGUUGUCAGCAAGUCUUCCAGAAGGGCUGACCAAGAGAAAUGCACCAUUCGGAGGCAGGAUCCUCAAGUAGGAUCUCCUUUCUCCAGAGGCAAACAGAACCAUGUGCUGAAGAAUGUGGAAACACAUACAGGUUCUCUAAUUGAACAGCUAACCACAGAAAAAUAUGAGUGCAUGGUGUGCUGUGAGUUGGUUCGCGUCACGGCCCCAGUGUGGAGUUGUCAGAGUUGCUACCAUGUUUUUCAUUUGAGCUGCAUAAAGAAAUGGGCGAGGUCUCCAGCAUCUCAAGCAGAUGGCCAGAGUGGUUGGAGGUGCCCUGCCUGUCAGAAUGUUUGCGCACAUGUUCCCAACACCUACACUUGUUUCUGUGGCAAGGUAAAGAAUCCUGAAUGGAGCAGAAAUGAAAUUCCACAUAGUUGUGGUGAGGUUUGUAGAAGGAAACAGCCUGGCCAGGACUGUCCACAUUCCUGUAAUCUUCUCUGCCAUCCUGGACCCUGUCCACCCUGUCCUGCCUUUAUGACGAAAGCAUGCGAAUGUGGACGGACCAGGCACACAGUUCGCUGUGGUCAGGCCAUCUCAGUCCAUUGUUCUAACCCGUGUGAGAAUGUUUUGAACUGUGGUCAGCACCACUGUGCUGAGCUGUGCCAUGGGGGUCAGUGCCAGCCUUGCCGGAUCAUACUGAACCAGGUAUGCUACUGUGGCAGCACCACCCGAGAUGUGUUAUGUGGAACAGACACAGGGAAGUCUGAUGGAUUUGGGGACUUCGGCUGUUUAAAGAUAUGUGGCAAGGAUUUGAAAUGUGGGAACCAUACGUGUUCUCAAGUGUGCCACCCUCAGCCUUGCCAGCCAUGUGCACGCCUCCCUCAUCUGGUGCGCUAUUGCCCUUGUGGUCAAACUCCUCUCAGCCAAUUGCUGGAACUUGGAAGUAGUAGUCGGAAAACAUGCAUGGAUCCUGUCCCUUCAUGUGGAAAAGUGUGUGGCAAACCUCUGCCUUGUGGUUCCUUAGAUUUCAUUCAUACCUGUGAGAAGUUCUGCCAUGAAGGAGACUGUGGACCAUGCUCUCGCACAUCAGUUAUUUCCUGCAGAUGCUCUUUCAGAACAAAGGAGCUUCCAUGUACCAGUCUCAAAAGUGAAGCAGAUGCUACAUUUAUGUGUGACAAGCGAUGUAACAAGAAACGGUUGUGUGGACGGCACAAGUGUAAUGAGAUAUGCUGUGUGGAUAAGGAGCACAAGUGUCCCUUGAUUUGUGGGAGGAAACUCCGUUGUGGCCUUCAUAGGUGUGAAGAACCUUGUCAUCGUGGGAACUGCCAGACAUGCUGGCAAGCAAGUUUUGAUGAAUUGACCUGCCACUGUGGUGCAUCGGUGAUCUACCCUCCAGUUCCCUGUGGUACGAGGCCCCCUGAGUGUACCCAGACCUGUGCCAGGGUUCAUGAAUGUGACCAUCCAGUGUAUCAUUCUUGUCACAGUGAGGAGAAGUGUCCCCCUUGUACUUUUCUAACUCAGAAGUGGUGCAUGGGCAAGCAUGAGUUACGCAGCAACAUCCCCUGUCAUCUGGCUGAUAUCUCUUGCGGAUUACCCUGCAGUGCCACGCUGCCAUGUGGGAUGCACAAGUGUCAGAGACUCUGUCACAAAGGAGAGUGUCUUGUGGAUGAGGCCUGCAAGCAGCCUUGUACCAACCCCAGAGCUGACUGUGGCCACCCAUGCAUGGCACCCUGCCACCCCAGCUCACCCUGCCCUGUGACUGCUUGUAAAGCCAAGGUGGAGCUACAGUGUGAAUGUGGUCGAAGAAAAGAGAUGGUGAUUUGCUCUGAAGCAUCCAGUACUUAUCAAAGAAUAGCUGCUAUUUCUAUGGCCUCUAAAAUAACAGACAUGCAGCUUGGAGAUUCAGUAGAAAUCAGCAAGCUUAUUACCAAGAAGGAAAUUCAACAAGCCAGGCUGGAGUGCGAUGAGGAGUGUUCAGCCUUGGAAAGAAAAAAGAGACUGGCAGAGGCAUUUGAUAUCAGCGAAGAUUCUGAUCCUUUCAAUGUCCGUUCUUCAGCAUCAGUAUUUAGUGAUAGUUUGAAAGAGGAUGCCAGGAAGGACUUAAAGUUUGUCAGCGACAUUGAGAAAGAAAUGGAAGCACUUGUGGAGGCCGUGAAUAAGGGAAAGAACAGUAAGAGAAGCCACUGCUUCCCUCCCAUGAACAGAGACCACCGCCGCAUCAUCCACGAUCUGGCCCAAGUCUACGGCCUGGAGAGUGUGAGCUACGACAGCGAACCAAAGCGCAACGUCGUGGUCACUGCCGUCAGAGGGAAGUCUGUUUGUCCUCCUACCACACUGACGGGAGUCCUGGAAAGAGAAACACAGACGCGGCCGCCGCCACCGAUUGCUCAUCACAGACAUCAGACAGACCGGAAUCCUGGUAGCAGUAAUCUGCAGAAAAUAGCCAAGGAGCCGGUCAUUGACUACUUUGAUGUCCAGGACUGAGAAGAUCAAGAUGCCCUUAGAUCACAGGACGAUGAGGUGUAGUGGACACUCUUCUGCCAGCAGACCCACCCUGCUUGUCCACACUGUCGGGUGGACUCCCGGCCUCACAUGCUGUGUUGUUCUGACACAUCCAGAGCAUGAGUGUGUCAGAAACCCUCUCAUCUGGCCCUGUCCAUAGGAAGUACUUCAGUGUGACCAGAUCUCUUAACUGUAAGGUCACUAGCAUUUGAAGAGGCUCCUCACACUGUCACUGUGAUUACUCUGGGGGCUGGGGGAAUAUUGGACUUAAUUUGGACAAACCAGAAUUUUAGCCUGAAUUCAGCUUUAUGCCACUUAGUCAUUGUCUCAGUUGUCCCAGUUCUCCGUCCUCCUGAAAAUGCUUGGAACGUCACACGGACCUUGUUUUCUUUAUCCAAACUGAUCACAGUCUUUGGAAAGACAUAGUUAACUUCUCAAUUUGAAAUGCUCAACACAGAAUUGGUACACAUUUUGUCUCAAACCAAUCACCUAAGUCUUUUGCCAAGGAUGCUCAAAAGUAAAUCUAACGGAAUUUAUUUUACAAUUUCCACUUCUGUCUGUUGUAGACCUAGGAGAGAAGUCAGAUUCCUUUACAGAAUUCCAUUUUCUUAAAUCCCUGGUGUUCCAAGCCUGUCCAGUGACAGUUGAGCCAUCCCUAUAAUGGCAGAUGACAUAGAGCAGGCACUUCCUUCUGUCAGGUCCACACUGGCUUCUCUGAACUGACCAGUGUAGCCCUAACUCCUCUCUGGUUGAUAAAGAGUCUCCCAUAACAUACACAACUGUCCUGUGUUGCUUUUUCCUAGGCCUUCAGCAGCCAUACUGACUCUUCUUGCCCCUGAGUUCUGGGCUUCUCUUUGAAUAUUCAAAGAAAGGUAUGAACAAGUCCAGAUGCCCACUGGUGGCAUUCUUCAAGCUCCUUUAUGGCAGCUGCGUCAACAGUUAAAUUAGUUUGGCCCUCGUUGCAUUGGCCCCUUCUGGAAUGGAGACCAGACUUCCAGCAACUGCCUUCUGCUCCACAACAAGCCAGGAGUCCCAGACCAGCAGCAAGGGAGUUAAUUUUCGUAGGAAGAGCCAGGCUGCCCCUGGACCCACACCCAGACAAUGUGCUUUGAAAGGCAUCAGGUCCAGCAGCAGAAACGGGACUGAAGACAAGUGGCAGGAAGCAAAAGCAAACCCCUGUUACCACAGCAUCAGUGGCACACGCACAACAGGAAGCCCCUGAGCAUAUGUGAUGUCUUUCAAGCAGGGGCUGGGAGGGUGACCUGUGGGAGAGCAUCUCGGAAUCAGCAGGAGGCAGGAGAGCUGAUCCCAGGUUCUAGGUCGGCCCUCAGUGGGGUGGGUGGAGGCUACCCCCAGCACACGCACCCAGGUUUCUGUGAAGAGGGAGUGAGUGGCAUACCCGGUGGUGCCUGAUCCGCCAUAGGUGCUGGAGGUCCCCAAGAAGGAUGCUUGGAAUGUGGAAAGCAUGCGCGCACCCUUCUCCAUAGCUGACCAGCUAACAGGUACGGGGAUACUCAACAGGCCUCUUGGGUUGUGUGUCCACUUGUGCACCCUGGGCCAGCCUGGCCUAGAUCUAGGGCUGUGCGAAGCAGAUGUGGCAGCACAGCAAGUGCUCCUUCCCAGAUGUCGCUGGGUCCGUCUCAGGUCGUUAAUCUCUUAGCAAAAGCUGAAGAGCCCUAAGGGUUGUUUUGUGCCGCAGUGGUAGGGCUGCGUUAGCGUUCGUGGUUGAGGUAGGGAAAUGGGAAGAAGCACUUGAGCUGAGGCUCCGCACAGUGGGCUGCCAUUCGGAAAAGGAAAGAGCUUGCCGGGCGAAGGCUGGCCAGUGUGAGAUGUGCUGGGGCUGUGUUCUGUGGUUGGGCUUGAGGGUUAGUCGGCCAGGGUGAGCAGGUAACUAAAGGACACUGAAGUGACCAGGCUGAAAAGGUAGACGAGGGUCAGCUCAUCAGCACAGGGAGCCCCUGAUCCCUUAGAGUGGCAUGGCCAGCGGAAGUCGGUGCGUUCUCUGUAAAGGCCGGAGAGCAAAUCUUUAGACUUCAUGAGAUUUAACACUUCAUUGUGGACAUUAAAAUGAGAAUUUAAGUCUUAAGAGUUUUUCCAUGACACAAAAUACUCUUGACUUCUUUUCCACCUAUUUUAAAAAACUGUUCUUAGUUCGUGAGUUGUUGGUAAACAAGCCGCACGCUGGAUUUGGCCCUGGGUCCUAGUUGUUCACCUGCUUGGGAGCAGUCACCAGCAGAAGUGUGUUAUGGGGUUGGAGGCUAGUUGGAGGUCAGAGCAUGGGGCUGGCGUGGUGGGUGCUACAGAUAGGGAAGGAUUCGAGUUGGGGAGGGAGGAUAGGAAGCCAGGGCUUAGCCGAAGAGCCCAGGCGCUUCAAGGGAAAGCUCACCUUUGGCAUUAGCAUUAGAUGAGAUUUUACAUGGGCAUGGACAUAAAGGCUGUCAUAGCAGGGGUUUCUCAUGGACCUGAGCAUUCCAGAAACCAAGGUUUUAUCUCUGGAAUUCUCUCUGGCCCAUCUGGCAGGAUCAGCAAUGAGGGGAGAUGAAAGCAGGCCCUCCCAGUUUCAGGGUCUGUGCCAGACAGCCCUCAGCCCUGGCCUGGCUUCCUGCCUUCAUGCCUGCAAGCCUGGAGAACUGGUCCCUAAGGGGAGCAGGGAGCUGGCCAGCAUGGCGUGGGGGAGGCCCCUGGCCAGGCCAGCUCCUCACGUAAUGCCCCCUUGCACACCCUGGGAUGGUCUUGCCUCCCACUCUGCCCAUGUAGCCUCAAUACCAGGGCCUCGGGUACCAACGCCCUUGACUUUUGGAACUCAAGGAUCCCAGGGAACUCUAGGCUUGCCUGGCCCCCCAGCAGCCAGGCUCCCUGGCUCACACAGUGAGUGCCACACCAAGACUGGAAACCAGGCCUUGAGGCUCCCCUACCUGGAGGGUGCUGAGUCCCCAGGAAAAUACACGCUCUUCCCCCCUCUCUGGCUUCCCCAAACAAGGGGCUUGCAAGUCCUUCCCAGUCACCCCUGGCUGAGGGAAGUCGCUCUUCGCAACACACAGCUUCCUGGGAGACAGGCCAGGGACCCCAGCUAAGCACUAAGGUGUGUGUCUCGCUGCCUCAGCUCACUGUCUUGGCAGUUUGCAGUGGGCUUCUGUUAGGGUGUCAGCUCCCACACACAUGCUGCCCAGCGCCAUUGUGCAAGUAGAGGCCAGGGAGUCUCCUGGUGCCCAACAGCAACUUGGCAGUCAGGCCUCUGGGGCCCAGAAAGCUACUGGGGGAGCAGAGAGGAAACAGCACCCCACCUUGCACUGCCCUCACCUGCUUUAGAGCCCGACAGCAGUGAGGAGAUGCGCACCUGCCCUGGCAGUUGGCGGUGAGCACGUCGUGUGCAGCGAGUGCUGUGCACGUCCCUCUGCUCCUCGAGCCCCUGAGUGUGGAUUCUCCCCCUCAGCUUAGCCCUGGGCAAGUGAAGGUGGGAGCGUUAGGUCACUCAGUGCACAGCUGGGGAUCUGAAGUUCCUACAAGGUCUGAUCGUGUCCUCGCCACUACACAGGCAGAGCGGGGACAGCGCCUACAGCUGGACUUGCAGUCCCUGAGGCAGGGAGGCCCUGCAGGCAAGGACAAGUCCCCAUGCAGAAAAUACCUGCAAUCUUCCAAAGAUGGGCUUUUCCUACAGUGGCCACUAGGGGACAGUGUGUGUCCCCUAAACCAGGAGCCUGGGGGGGGGUGUGCUUUUUUUUCACUCUGUUAAGCUUUUUCUUUGAAUAUUUUAAAUUUGAACACUUUUUAAACAUUAUUUUUAACAUUGUUAUAAUAUUUAUGUAUUUAUUUGAAAGACAGAGUUACAAAGAGGGAAAGACAGGGAUCUUCCAUCUGCUGGUUCACUUCCAAGUGGGCCGGGCUGAACCACGUCUGGGUCUCCCAUGCGGGUACAGGGCCCAAGCACUUGGUUGGGGGUUGGAUUUGAAGCAAGCAGAUACAUGAAGGCAGAAGGAACAGCAUUGCAAAGGCCCUGCAGUGGAAACACUCCAGGCACCUUGAAGGAACAGCAAGGCCGUCAGACUAGGGACGCAAAGCAGGAGAGGGCAGCAGGGGUCAGAGAGCUGGCAAAGGGAAGCUGGCGGUGUCAGACGGGCCGUUGGGAGGGUGAUGAGACUGCUGAGCCGCAUCAUCGCCGUGGCCCAGGACGGGGCUGCCCUGGCCCCUGCUUAGGAAUGAAUCUAUUUCCAAAGAAUGACCAGCUCCUCUGUGCAAGGUGAACGGAAUCUGGGGGUAUGCACAGGAAGACCUGGCUCUCCGUUCCUGAGAAGAAUCGACGUUUAAAGGGCAGAAUCAAUGUCGUUCUCAGUAGGGAGCUCCUUUUCUCGCCACGAGUCUGGAUGAUGCCUUUAAACUAAGGAGCCAGACUUGGCAGAUAAAGCAGACACGCUUUGGAUGGAGGGAGGCAGCUUUGUUUAGGCGGAAGCUGUGAAUCAGCCAGGCCAUCUUAGACUGUUUGUGACAAGAAUCGUGCCAGAAUUUGAAAGUGAUGGCUUUUUUCCACACUGAUUUGAAGAAAUACAAACUUCUCCCAGAGAACCCAAGAGUCCUUUCUGAUUUCCAGGAGAAAGCAUCAAGUGCAAACUUGAAGUCUAUGAAAAGAAUGACUAAUGUGCAGGUGUUUCCUGAUUUAUUUCAAGUUGUACCCCCCUUCCUCUACAAGUUACAGGUUUUGACAUCAGAAAAUAAAAGAUGACUUUCAUUGA